AUGUUGUUUGUUGUCUUUGCAGGACCGUCCAGGCGAGCGAGACCGAACGGUGAACUCAAGGAGAAGUUUAGGCUGCUGAAGGAGCUCAGCCAUCGAUUGUGGCCUGAGGUAGUGGUGGCGCUUGAGAAGAAAAAGCAAGAGAGGAAAGAUAAGAGGGAAGGGAAAGACAAAUCUGCCAUCCCUGCGACUCCGAUAUCCACAGCGAAGCCAUCCCGUUCUAAGAAGAAAUCGAUGGGUCUUAGGAAGAGAGCGGCCGUGCCUAUUGACGACGUUGUCGUUGCUUCCGAGCCGGCGCCCAAAAAGAAACGGGUCGAGUCCCCAGACUGA
Molecule: messenger RNA, 327 nt
Organism: Microthlaspi erraticum
Lineage: Eukaryota; Viridiplantae; Streptophyta; Magnoliopsida; Brassicales; Brassicaceae
Source: the annotation of a GenBank genome assembly